Messenger RNA from Owenia fusiformis, 3108 nucleotides. The record is from the annotation of a GenBank genome assembly. NCBI's taxonomy places the organism in Eukaryota, Metazoa, Annelida, Polychaeta, Sabellida, Oweniidae.
ACAUCACGUCACAUAUCUUUAGGAACCUUUGCUGUGAUCAGUCUAAUGGUCGGGAGUGUAGUGGACAAAGAGGUCAUCAAUGAUUUCAACGUGAAUAACCCUCCACCCACUACCGCACCGGCCCCUACCAUGGACCCCUUGGCCACAACAGUGUCAUUUAGUUAUGGUAACAUUACUGCCAUGAUGAAUGGGACCCAGGGUCCUUCAGAUGGGAUGCAGGAGUACAACAAACGCUUGGUAGAGUACCAAAUAGCUACAGCGUGUUCUGUGACUCUGCUAGUCGCCUUUAUGCAGCUUGGUAUGGGCAUCUUACGCCUUGGGUUCCUCACUAUCUACCUGUCUGACCCUCUCAUCAGUGGCUUUACCACAGGGGCAGCCUUCCACGUCCUCACCAGUCAGGUGAAACAUAUGUUUGGACUCAACCCUGGACGAUAUUAUGGAGCUUUUAAACUCAUUAGAACUUGGAUAGAUUUAUUCACACAGAUUCCCCAGACAAACUUUGGUGCAUUGAUUACAACUGUGGUCUGUGUAAUAGGGCUGGUUCUCGUCAAAGAAUGCAUCAAUGCACGCUUCAAAGACAAACUGAAGAUGCCAGUGCCAAUAGAGCUGAUAGUGGUCAUUGUCGGAACUGCAGUUUCUCACUUUGCAAAGUUCAACGAGAGAUUUGAUAUGAAAAUUGUUGGCAGCAUUCCAACUGGGAUUCCACCACCCAAGGCACCACCAAUGAACAGGAUGGGAGAGUUUGUUGGCGAUGCAUUUGCCACGGCAAUAGUAGCUUUUGCCAUCACAAUCUCAAUGGCAAAGAUCUUUGCAAAGAAACAUGACUAUGAAGUGGACUCAAAUCAGGAACUUAUUGCUGGUGGAAUAGUGAAUGGUGUGAGUUCAUUCUUCAGCUGCUAUGUCACUGCUGCGUCUCUGUCAAGGAGUCUUAUACAAGAUACAGUUGGAGGUGUAACUCAGGUGGUAGGUCUUGUAUCGUGUGUGCUGAUACUGGUGGUCCUGCUAGCACUAGGACCACUUUUUGAGUCCCUGCCAAAUUGUGUUCUAGCUGCUAUUAUCCUGGUGGCUUUGAAAGGCAUGUUCAAACAGUUCACAGAGCUACAUAGACUCUGGAAUGUAUGCAAAGUCGACUUUAUGGUGUGGUUGGUGACUUGGGCGUGUACUGUGUUCUUAGAUGUUGACCUUGGUCUCAUUAUUGGGGUGGGAUUUUCCCUGCUUACUGUAGUAUUCAGGACUCAAAGGCCUCACACUUGUAUUCUGGGCCGUGUUGCACAUACAGAUCUCUACAGAGAUGUGCAGAUGUAUAAUGGGCUGAAAGAGAUUCCUGGUGUGAAGAUCUUCAGAUUUGAGGCAUCACUGUACUAUGCAUCAAGGGAACACUUCAAGGACAAGUUAUAUGAACAAACCAUGUGUAAUCCUCGCAAGAUAAAGCAGCAGAGAGUCAAAAUACAAAGAAAAAUUGAUAAUGCAAUUAAAGAUGAAAAGAACAAAUUCAAAAAAUCUCAAAAGACAAAAGAGAGCACAGAAUUAACUGAGUUUAAUCGGGAAGACUUUGAAAUAAGGAUUAAAGGGGAAUACCCGAUGCCUUCAUUUGAAAUUCACCACAUUAUAAUAGACUGCUCCACCAUGGGUUAUAUAGAUAGUGUUGGGGUGACGGCUCUUACACAGACCAUAAAUGAAUAUAAGGAGGCGGAUGUAACAAUCUUCCUAGCCCACUGUAAAGGUAAUGUGAGGGAGAUGUUACAUAGAGCUGGGUUCUUUGAUCGCCAUGAUAGAGGUAUGAUCUUUCCCACUACCCAUGAUGCAGUGCUGCAUGCCCUCGACAACUACCAGGAUGUAAAAGCAGAUAGUAACGGAGGUGUAUCUCUUAGAGAAAAAUUAGAACGAGACUGUGUGUUUUUGGGUAGUGCCAUAUCGUAUACAGGAAGUGGAAAUUUAUAUGACGACGAAGAGAUCCAGGGGGCCAAUAACAUUCCAGAAAUAACUAUAGAGGAUGCAAAUGAGGAUACAAAAUCAAAGAAAAAUGGUGGUCUAACAGAACCUUUAAUGGAUAGUGGUGCAAAGAAGCUUUGACCUACACAUAAACAUGUGUAGUCUUGUAUAUAUUAUAUAUAGGUUAUAUCUGGGGGAUAUUCCAAGGUCAAUGAGUACAAUGCCAGAAUGAAUGGGAUUCAUGAUGUUAAGGUCAACCCAGAGGUCAAGGUCACCCCAGAUGUCAUGGAUGAGACUCCAAAACUCAAUGGAGGUCCGGGGUCUGUGGAGCAUGUCUACAACAUUGUGAAUGAAGAUGAAGAACUUAGACAAAGGAAUAAUAAAACAGAUAGUCAGACUCGGCUAUAAAUGCAAACCUUCUAGUCUUCACAUCCCUAGUGAUAUGCUUUGACCAAACCAUGAUACCAUACUCUCUCAUCAGUAUAUCCUGUUCUUGGGCAUAGAGAACCAAUGAAUUGUUUAUAAAGUUGAAUCAAAAUUAAGCCUGUGAAAUCAAUCAGUAUUAUAUAUUAACAAGUAUAUCGAUAGGUGGCAUCUACAAUACAAUAAGAACAAAAAAAGUAUUAGAGCAUAAUAAUUUAUUUAUUUACAGUUUUGAAGUAAAUAUUUUACAUAAUAACAAGGUAGAAUACGGCAUAAUGUUAAUGGGCCAUUGGUUGAGUAACCAUGGUAUUUAGAUGAAGAAGAGGAUCAGAUGUGUUAAAAGGAAAGUACUCCAAGGUACUGCAACUUACAAAAAGAUAAUUUCUUGGUGUUAAGGCUUCCAAUUUACAAAAUUUUAUGUGGAAUGUUUGUUAAAAAUUGUGAUAAAAAACCAAAAAAAAAAUGAUUGGUCCUCUCUGUCUCAUUUGAACUCUAUUAUUAUGAAAUAUCAAAGGCAGUACUUUGUUCCCAUGAAUCCUGAAUGUGUUGGUCACAUGACUUAUAUGGAGGAUCAUGGGAAUGAGAUGCCUCUUGCUGAUACAAUCAUUAUAUCAACUGGCUGUGAAAGACACUUUAUAGUGUGUCAUUUUAAUAAUGUGUCAAUUUCAUAAAAUGUAAGUGAAUUAAUAUACAUGUAUAUCAUGCCAUAAAAUGUAAGAAAUUAUAUUCAAUAGACAUCAUCAUCCUUGGUCC